ACAAAUUAAGAACUCUCAGAUCAGUUACUUAACUGUGUAGGCGCACCCCUAUCAACUGCUCAUCUGGAUAUUCAAAAACAUGCACACACUCAAUGGUCCAACUUAUGCAUACAAAUGCGCGUUCUCUCUUGUCUUYCGUAGCAUCUUUCUAAAUUUGAAAAAUUUUCAUAAGCAGCGUUCAUUCAAAUUAAUUUUCAAAAUAUUGAAUCAGUGUGAGCGGGUCGCUCAGACGGAAACCACACACAAUUCGUAAAAAUUAAGCGUUUUUGAUUGGUGAAAAGUAAAAGUGAUGCAAAAUUAAACAAACAUAUAAUAUACAUACAAACAUAAUUUGGUAUUAAAAUAUGUUUUGUUUUUUCCAAAAUAAGAUGAAUUAUUGUGCUAUAUCUUAAAACUGUGUAGUGAAGUCAGCAGCAAAGAACACUACACAAAUAUACAGAUUAAUACGAAAUACUAUUUGCAUCACAAGAGUCRCGAGUUUCUGAGACGGCUCACUUGUGUAGUAAUAUGUUUCGUGUCUCGCAGGAGAUUCGGUUGAAURCAAGCAGCAGCGCUGAAGUGACACGCUACUGCAACACCACAAAUGCCGACAGUGAAAAUGAUUGUAUUUUUGGAAAAUACCAAAGAACCCCAGACGCGGAUGCAUAUCCCACAGAAAAUCCGCUCGUCUUAGUUGCACCCGAAUUAACUGACCCCAGCAAAGUUCAACUACUUCACUUCCCGAAUGGCGCAAUGCGUGUAAAUUCAGAAGUGGAUUUCAUAAUCAAACGCAAUGGUGUGAAGGGAAAUUUCGAAGUCAAGGCUGAAAGCCCCUCCGGCAUGACCGYUAUCACACCUCUACAACUUAUUGAUCCGGAACGUUUAAGAGCGRGCUUUCAACUGAAAGAGGCAGGUCUCUAUAAAAUACACAUCAAAUGCAAUUCCGUGCCAUUACCCAAAUCGCCAUUCAUUAUAGUCUCCAUUUGCGGUGAGCCCGAGAGCAAUGUACGCAAAAUGGAAUUGCCCGUAUUCAAAUCAGACGCCAGUUGUGUGACCUAUCGCGGACUUGGUYUAACACACAUUUCGCUUGAAGAGAAGAACGAGUUCACCGUUGAUGGUUCGGCCGCGGGCAACAACAUGCUAUUUGUUGGCAUAUUCGGACCAAAAGGACAAUGCGAUGAGGUUGUCAUCAAGCAUACCGGAAAUAAUGUUUACAAAAUUACAUAUGAGGUGCGUGAUCCGGGCGAUUAUUUGCUAGUAGCCAAGUGGGGUGAAGAGCAUAUACCGGGUUCGCCAUUCCAGUUGAAUGCCAUAUAAAGUUGAAGGAGAAAAAAAUCCAGUCGUACUUAAUUUAAUUAUAAUUAUUGUUAGAGUAUUUAAAACCUUUAAAAAUAGAAUUAGCAAAU
Bactrocera latifrons is the source of this 1385-nucleotide messenger RNA. RefSeq names its product filamin-A. NCBI's taxonomy places the organism in Eukaryota, Metazoa, Arthropoda, Insecta, Diptera, Tephritidae. The coding region runs from base 508 to 1296 and encodes 262 amino acids. The transcript is spliced from 4 exons. Gene Ontology annotation, molecular function: actin filament binding. Gene Ontology annotation, biological process: actin cytoskeleton organization. The record is from RefSeq and is a predicted model, not a curated record.